Molecule: messenger RNA, 1278 nt
Organism: Ilyonectria robusta
Lineage: Eukaryota; Fungi; Ascomycota; Sordariomycetes; Hypocreales; Nectriaceae
Product: aspartic peptidase domain-containing protein
Exons: 3
Coding region: 1-1278 (425 amino acids)
Biological process (GO): proteolysis
Molecular function (GO): aspartic-type endopeptidase activity
Source: RefSeq, a predicted model, not a curated record
AUGAAACUGUCCUUGCUUGCACUUACUGCCGCGCAAUUCAGUAAUUGCGUCAAUGCCUCUCCUUCUUGCCAUGAUAAGCGGUCCUUAGAGGAGGUUGGAGAAGGGUACUGGGAAGAGGACGCACCGCGCUCCCUAUACGCCCGAGCCAACCCCAAGGGAAAGAAAUUCAAGCUCAAGCAGAUCCAGAACAACGAAUACCAUGGCCUAGGCGUCCCAAUGGAGAUGGCCCACGCAUUCGGCAAGUAUCACAGGACUCCGCCGGCAGCCGUGCAACAAGCCGUCGAGGCCAUGAUGGUACCAACCCCAAAGAUCAAGGCCGUAAACACUUCUGGUAAAUUCGGCACCGCCCAGUCACUUCCGACAAAAUACUACGACUCUCAAUACGUGAUACCGCUGGACUUUACCGGCGAAACCCCCAAGGCGAUGGCGGUGGGCCAUAUCCUGUACCGCCCUCGCAAGUCCACGACGAGCAAGUUGGUCAAAGGCGCCUCCUGGGGCCUGACGUACGGAGAUGGCUCAGGGGCCAGUGGCACCGUCCACACUGACAAGGUUGCGAUCGGUGACACGUUUGUCAACUCCCAGGCAGUCCAGUCUGCAACCAAAGUCUCGUCGUCGAUUGCCGAUGAUACCUUUUCUUCUGGCAUCAUGGGCAUGGCCUUUAGCUCUCUCAACAGCGUCCGCCCAACCCAGCAAAAGACGUACUUUGAAAACGUCCAGAGCAGCCUCGCCCAGCCGAUAUUUACUGCUAAUCUUCAAAAGGGGCUCCCGGGGACCUACAAUUUCGGCUACAUCGACAAGACGGAAUACACCGGCUCCAUUUAUUACAACCCGAUUAAUCCGAACAGCCCGUUCUGGCAGAUUACGCUCACCGGCUACCAAAUUGGCGCAAACCCAUACAAAAGGUUCAACUGGAUAUCCAUUGUCGACACGGGGACCACGCUCCUCCUGGCCCCGACGGAUAUUGUCAACGCCUACUACGCCAAAGUCAAAGGCGCAAAGAUGGAUCCGUACAUGGGAGUCAUGGUAUUCCCUUGCACGGCACAGCUUCCCGAUUUCUACUUCGGCCUCGGUCCGUACCGAGGCAAGAUUCCGGGUGCCUACAUGAGCUAUGGACCGGUAGGCGGCGGCUCGUGUUAUGGUGGACUCCAGACAUCAAAGGGCAUAGGGUUUGCGAUCCUCGGCAACAUUCUGCUGAAGGCUCAAUUUGUGGUGUUUAACAUAAAAGCCAAGACGGUUGGCUUUGCAAACAAGAAGCCAGUGCCUCUAGUUCCUUCAUGA